GCGCACACUUCUUGUUGAUGACAGGCUAGCUUCGUUGGUUGGUUGAUUUUGCCUGGCUAGCCUUGAACUUACUGCCUGCUUGACGUGAAAAGCAGGUUACUUUGCUGUGGACAUUCCUGUGGUGACUUUGGUAUUUCACCAUGCUACAGUUCCUGGCUGGAUUCACCCUGGGGAAUGUUGUGGGGAUGUACCUCGCUCAAAACUACGAGGUCCCCAACAUAGCCAAGAAACUUGAAGCUUUUAAGAAAGAUGUGGAGGCCAAGAAGAAGCCCCCAGAGUGAGAGAAGCAGGACCAUGUUGACGGCGAGAACAGACUGACGGCAGAGAAACUAUUUAUUUUACAGGGUUGUGAUAUAAUGAGUGUACAUUUGACAAAAAGAGUGAUAAUGUAAAAUAUGUAUGAGAAUAUUAACAGUGCCUGGAACAGUAUUUGUUUCCUCCCUUAGUUUUAUAGGCAUGUUCUUACUGUUGCCUAUUGUUUGUAAGAUAAAUUGUGCAGAGACUGAAUUUAAAGACCAUUAUAACAAACUAGUGGGAUCACUUUAUGUCCAGUGUCAUGGCACUGCUGGCUGGCCUUUUCUAUGGAUGCACUGUGGUGUUUUAACUUACACAUGACAUUCAUCAUCUCAUUACACAUUAGGUGGACAUAAUGUUUUCUACAAUGAGUAUUAAUAGAGUGUGCAUUUGCUCUUCUGUGUUGUAUUCCAUUAAAUUAAAAACAUUUCUCUCACAAGCUUCUCAAUUGUCAAAAACAGCUGCCAAGGUUUUUAUGAUAUUAGUGCAAACACAGUUCUGAUUUAAUCAGCGUACAAUAAAGAUACUGAUAAAGAA
Lates calcarifer (barramundi perch) is the source of this 831-nucleotide messenger RNA. RefSeq names its product short transmembrane mitochondrial protein 1 (gene stmp1). Lineage: Eukaryota; Metazoa; Chordata; Actinopteri; Centropomidae. Bases 141 to 281 code for a protein of 46 amino acids. The record is from RefSeq and is a predicted model, not a curated record. The transcript is spliced from 3 exons.